AUGCGUUUCCUCUGGGGCAGCUCCGACGCAGGACCAAGCAGGCAACAGGACACCGCCGCCGCCGGCGCAGGUGACGCCACCCCGGCCGCGGCUGCAACGACCGCCAGUUCGUCUUCGUGCUCGUCGCCCUCCACUCCUGCUCCCAAGGACAGUGCCGCGGCCAAGACCUCCUCCCCGGCCCCAGAGCCCGCACACCUCCUCUCGCGCUUUGAGCGCACAGUGGCCGACGAGGAGAAGUACCAGGAGCAGCAGUACCAGACCCUCGAAGAGGUGCCCGGCUGCAUGCGGUUGUUCGACGAGUUCCUCAUGUGCUACGCGCUCGUCCCCCAGCUGCGCAACAUGUACCGCCACGGCGAGCUGCGCGACUGCACGUACAAGUUUGACGACUUCAAGUACUGCAUGAGCAUGAAGGGCGAGGACAGCGAGGAGCGGCGCAAGCUGUGGAUCCGCAGGCGGGCUGAGUGGUGGGCGUCGCGCCGCGUCGGCGCGUCCUCGGAGGACGUGUGGGAUGCGCGAACGGAGCCGUUGGACAAUUUCCCCCCACUCUAUCCCGAGGACCCGACGACGGCGAACAUGUAG
Messenger RNA from Apiotrichum porosum, 579 nucleotides. RefSeq lists its product as uncharacterized. NCBI's taxonomy places the organism in Eukaryota, Fungi, Basidiomycota, Tremellomycetes, Trichosporonales, Trichosporonaceae. Bases 1 to 579 code for a protein of 192 amino acids. The record is from RefSeq and is a predicted model, not a curated record. The transcript has 2 exons.